This is a messenger RNA of Lymnaea stagnalis (great pond snail), 633 nucleotides long. The record is from the annotation of a GenBank genome assembly. Lineage: Eukaryota; Metazoa; Mollusca; Gastropoda; Lymnaeidae.
AUGACCGUGUAUGAGCUACACGCGUGGGACAGUCACGUGACACGACUAAAACCAGUCCUCCCCGAGGAAGAAUUUGAACUUCUCGGGAAAUUCCAACCGUCGCUGAGCGGCCGAGAACAGAAGUUCCUGAUGUUUGCCAUGAUCUCAGCCACGCAGGCCCUCGCCGCUUUCAACAUUACGUACCUCGUGAGGGGCGGCUCCCUCAUAGGUUACUGGCGCCACCAUGGGAGAAUACCAUGGGACGAAGAUGUGGACAUCCUCGUGGACAGCAAGCAAUGGCCGCUGGCCAGAAAAGUAUUGUCAUGUCUACCAGACUUGCAGAUAAACAUCGGGAGCGAUCAUAUGUGGAAAUUAUUUCACAAAGACGGUCAACUGUGGAAGAGAGAAAACUACAUCAAGUUUCCAUACGUUGAUAUUUUCUUAUACCGAGAGGAUUCUGAUCACGUGUGGCCGCUGACGAUAUGGAUGAAGAUGAUUACGAUGAAAAGAGAGUGGGCAUUACCCCCUUCCAGGGGCGUGUUCGACGGCUGGCCCAUAUCUGUACCCCACAAGCCAGCUUACGUGCUGCAUGAACUUUACCCCGGAAGAAUUAUGUCCGACUGUUACGCGCAAAUCUUUCAGCGACGCAUGCGC